Messenger RNA from Salarias fasciatus (jewelled blenny), 4327 nucleotides. RefSeq names its product AF4/FMR2 family, member 3 (gene aff3). Lineage: Eukaryota; Metazoa; Chordata; Actinopteri; Blenniiformes; Blenniidae. Bases 58 to 3738 code for a protein of 1226 amino acids. The record is from RefSeq and is a predicted model, not a curated record. Gene Ontology annotation, biological process: regulation of gene expression. The transcript has 19 exons. Gene Ontology annotation, cellular component: super elongation complex; nucleus.
GCUCCUCACUGCGAUGGACGCCGGAGGAGAGCGCUGACCAGCCGGGAACCAGGAACCAUGCCGACGGCCCUCUCCGGAAGAGGGAAACUUUCCACCGUCUGCUUCCUGCUCCGAUGCGCGUUUUCUCAGGUAACAAGAAGCCAACGCAGCAGCUGUGCCAAAGACACCUUGGAGGACAUGACUCAGUCCUGGCCGUCCCAGCAGGCCUUAGGGGGGGAGCAGGCACAGCGGAUCCUCUACAGCUCAAAGGAUUCCAAACAGCCGACAGCCCAGCAAAGACAAAGUCGGGGAGAUGUUCAGCUGCGAACGGCCCGCCAUCCUCAUGUGGCACCUCACAAAUCCAUGCUUGCCGAUGACCUGAAGCUGAGCAGCGAUGAAGACGACGCCCCGAGGGCCGUCCAGGAGCCGGCGUCCUGGGACAGACACAGCCUGUCAGCACAGCGAGCGCACACACAUGGCAGGCGGGUGAGACAUUCCAGCUCCGACUCCUCCGGCUCAGACUCCAGCGCCGGGUCCGGCAGCAGCAGCCUUCCCUCCCGGAGCCCCAGCCGGAGUCCAGAGCUUCACCCGGAUCCCGCGGGGCCGGCCGCCGCUCAGCCCCGACCGCAGUGCAACGGCAAGGAGCCCAAUCAUCCCUCUGCUGCCCGGUGGCAGCUGGAUAAAUGGUUGAAGAAGUCCCAGAGGAAGUCUGCCAGCAGCGAUCUCCGUCACGCUGAAAGCCACUCAGGACAGGUGCUCACUCCUCAGGACCAGCAGGGCGCCUCGCCGGCCCGGUCGUGGGACAGCAAUCAGGAGUACAGCCCCAGUCAGAGCCCAAUUCCCAGCCCACAGUUCAACUACAGCCACAACAGCCCCCUGCCCAGCCCCGGGUACAGCUUCUGCCCCAGCCCCAGCCCCUUUCCCAGCACCUGCCCGAGUCCGAGCCCCAGUCCAAGGCUUAGCCCAGUUCCCAGUCCCGGUCCAAGUUUGUGCCCCAGUCCAUGUGUCAGUCCAAGAGCCAGCCGCAGCCCAAGUCCUCUACCCAGAGACCCUCCGAGAAGUCCAAGUCCUAGUCUAGAUCCUCCGUCAAGGAUCAGUCACUAUCCCGAGGUUCUGAAUCAGAACCAAACAACUCCCCACAGGACAAAAAUCAGGCCAUGGAUUGCCCCAGCAACUAACACUGCUGCAAAGAGCAAGUCCACAGGCCAUCCUCAUCCUCAGACGAACCAUCAUCAUCGAUCCAAGACCCGACCCAUCCAGGAUCAGGACCAAAUUCAAAGCAAUUCCAAGAUUUCUGCGACUUUCCCUUCAAAUCAGAACCAAAGCCACAAAUACAGAUCCAGGUCUGAAACUCAUCAGAGCUCGAGACAUCUUGCUGAGGCUCCCAAAGCUAAAAACACAUUAAAUGCUGAGCAAAUCGAGAGAAGCAGGUCCAACCACAAGUCCAGGCCUUCUGUCCAGCCCAGCUCACAGCACAGCCCCACAAGGGCAAAACACUUCGUUCCCACAAAUCGUGAGACCAGCACUAGUCACAGUUCCCACUCCCAGUCUACCUCUAAAGCUUCCAGCACUUCUGCGACUGGUCUAAAACAUCGGUCCAACUCUUGGGAGGCCUCAGUGCAAACCUCUGCACAUGUUAAUCACACGAGGUCCCCACAGAAGAAACCCCAAAGUAAGGAACGGGAGGUGGAUCGCAGGAGGGAUCAUUUGAUCCUCUCAGAGCAGAGAAAACACGAGAGAAGGGAGGACAGACACCGAGAAAAGCACCAAGGGAGACAGGACAGAAAGGAAGACAGGAGGCUGGCGGAGGAGCAGCUGCUGAGACGUCCCUGGAUCCAGAGUUCAACUGAAGAAGACGAGGAGGAGGAAGAGGUGGAGGAGCGAGAAAGAGCAAGAGACCAACAAAGGAGCAGAGAGGAGACGGCAAGAGAAGACAGCAGAAGGAAGAGGGAGCAGCACCAAAGGCAUGAGUGGCAGACGGCUCCGGCCCAGCAGAGAGUAUCCUCCAACACGCCACGGCGGCGCCUUCAGGACAACACACACCGUCAGGACAGGAUAAAGAGGGGAGGGAGGAGCGACGAAGCAAGAGGGUUACAGCCCCGCUCGUCACCUCCUUCGUGUUCACCUUCUCCUACGAGACCGUCCUCCUCGUCUGCCUCUUCGUCUUCGAGUUCAGAUUCGGAAUCUGAGCAUCAGGCCCAGACCACCAAAGUUAGAGCAGACUCCACCUCUCAGAAGAGACCCGUUCGGAAGGGACACCAAAUCCUGGGCAGACCUGAUCCCAGCGGGCUGAAGGUGUUGCACCAGAGAGGAUCCUUCCCUGCAAAUCCCAGUGAGGGGCAGCAAAGCGAAGGCAAGCAAAAACUCUACACUCUUGUCCCGUUUGGGCGAGGAGACAAGACUGGGCCCCCCUCCCAGCGGGGCCUGAGAAAUCUGGUGGUGCAUAUAGACCUCUGCCUUCUGAAGAGGGUCCCGGACAGCACCACCACUUCUCCGACUAAAACAACCUCCUCUUCCUCCUCCUCUUCAUCAAACAAAGACAAGCAGAAAGAGACUAUGAGACACCUGUAUCCCCCUGAGACGCCAACCAAAGACAACAAGAGGAAACGCAAGCUGGAGAAUGGUGUGCCACACAGAGAAAGCAAGAAAAGCCUCCCGUAUGCCAGCGACCUGCCAGGCCUCACAGAGUCCUCCAGUCCUCCGGCUGAGAGCCUGGUGACCGAGACCACGCACAACGGGUACUUGGAGGAGUACCUGGACGACAAGAGGCCGAUGUCCCCCGUCUCUCCCCUGUCGCCCCUACCGCUGAGUGGUGAGGCAACCAAGCCUACCUCCAAAACGAAGACCGCAGAGCAGCCUCACACUCCCAAGAACAGGGACAAAAAUAGAGAAUCUGCCAUCAGGCCCAAAACUGAGGUGGACUGUGUAAAGGCGCCGAGGCAGCUCCAUCCACCAUCUGAGCCCUGGGGCCCUGCAGGACACAGGGGGGCCGGGGCUGUGCCAAACCACAAAACUUCUCACCACGCCGAGUACUACCUGCAUGAAGCUAAAAGAAUGAAACACCGCGCGGAUGCCAUGGUGGAUAAACUGGGGAAGGCAGUGAACUACGUUGACGCUGCUCUGUCCUUCAUGGAGUGUGGUAAAGCAAUGGAGGAAGGCCCAGUGGAAGCAAAGUCUCCUUACACUAUGUACUCCGAGACGGUGGAGCUCAUCCGGUACGCAAUGAGGCUGAAGAGCCACUCUGGCCCUGGGGCGAGACAGGAAGACAAACAGCUGGCGGUUCUGUGUUUCCGCUGCCUUGCCCUCCUUUACUGGCAGAUGUUCCGCCUCAAGAAGGACCACGCAUUAAAAUACUCCAAAGUGCUGCUGGACUACUUCAAGAGUUCUCAAAAAGUGCCUACAACACCACCCUGUUGGAGCGACUCUGCAAAGGUCACCGGAGGACCCCCUUCCUCACUCUCACCGAAUGCCAAGCACCUCAGCCGGGGUUCACACGGGGCCACCAGCUCCGCGCCCCUCAUCAGCAUUCCCCAGCGCAUCCACCAGAUGGCAGCAAACCACUUGAACAUUACCAACAGUGUCUUGUACAGCUAUGAGUACUGGGAGGUGGCAGACAAUCUGGCAAAGGAGAACAAAGAGUUCUUCAACUACUUGAAUACUUUGUCUGGGCCGUUGACGCUUCACAGUAGCAUUGCACACGCUGUCCAGUACACCAGACAGGCUCUCCAGUGGAUACGUAUUAGUGCCAAACUCAACUGACGUGGAGAGGAUUUACUACGACAGGCCCACUGGAUCCAGUGUGGAAUAGACAAAAUUCUGGAUCUCUAUGCAGCUCUCAGGACGGCACUGAUGCCCUCUGCAAGGGUGGAAGACUCGGCUGGAUCAAAUCCCGAAGAGCCUGCUGUUUCUCGCCCUCUUGGUUUACUGGGAUGCAUCUGGUUUCUUACUGUGCAGAGCCUUCCGGAGGAGCAGCCUCACUGAGUUGCCUAUAAACACGCUCUUCCCCGUGGCUGGAUUAACCAGGAGAUUAGUGCGAACUGUGGAUGACUGAAGUCGUCAACCAUUUGCCAAAUAUUGUUUGAAUCUCAAAGAAGUGACUCGGCCCUCCUCAUUUUUUCUGGAACAAACUGCCAUUUUACACACUUUUACUCUGGGGCCAAACUAGGUGAAGACACUUUACCGAUCCAGCCAGUCGUACGUCACCUUUCUCAAACUGGAAAAUACAGCUGUGUGUUUUUGCUAUUGACGGUUGUGAUGUCUUUGAAGUACCAAAUAUUUUCACUUCUAUGUUUUUACUGUGCAAUACCUGUUGGAUUGUCUGCGAAAAGCAAACACGCAAGUGAAUAAA